Molecule: messenger RNA, 824 nt
Organism: Fusarium vanettenii 77-13-4
Lineage: Eukaryota; Fungi; Ascomycota; Sordariomycetes; Hypocreales; Nectriaceae
Exons: 2
Coding region: 183-746 (187 amino acids)
Molecular function (GO): ubiquitin binding
Source: RefSeq, a predicted model, not a curated record
CACAACGUUAGAUCGACCCACGGUGGCAGCUCGCUCAUUAGCUUCCAUGUGAAUCUACCCUUCACUUCCCUCACCUCCACGAACUGCCAUCUUAGCCGCCCUUGCAGAUAACCGCAUCACUUCGUCGAUUACCGCACUACGGCUCACGUGCCUUUCGUGGACGGCUCACAUACGAUACAAUCAUGGCGGACGAUCAGAUCUCAUUGCCGUACUUUCUGGCGAUCCUAGUGGUCUCGGGUUUGAUAAUACGAUAUCUGUUCUUCGGAGGCCCGUCGCCACCUCAACCUACGCGCUCCCCCGAGGCGUUUAUGAGGUCAAGAGAGGUCGCUGUGGAGAGGAUACAGCAGAUGUUUCCCCAGGCGGAGAGACGGAGUAUUCUUUGGGAUCUGCAACGAAACGGAGGAAACAUCCAGAACACUACGGAGCGCAUCUUGGCUGGCCGAUUAGACACGCCUCCGAUCACCUUCCAACCACCACCUCCUCCCGGUCAAUCCGCCGGCAGCGCCAGCGCAGCAACGGCCCCUCGACAACCGGAGAAGCCGGCGCAGCCCGACCUGAUUACGCGGUACAAUCUGAAGAACAAGCUGGACACCACGCUGUCCAGCGAGCAGGAUAAUCAGGGCAAGGGCUGGAGCUCGAAUCGGGACGAGCGCCAGGCUGCGCUGCAGCGCCGGCGAGACGAGAUGAUCCUCGCGGCGCGGAGGAAGAUGGAGGCCAAGAUGGCGGCGGAGAAGGCUGGCCAGUGAAGCUGAGGCGGAGAGAAAUAAUGGGAUGGGGUAAAUUUACCGGGCAGAUAAUCCAGCGAGAAUUUGCAACGUUGUUGG